GGGGGCCUCAGGGGAGUCAUACAGACCAAUGACAUCAUUUAUGAAAUUGAGCCCAAGGAACAUUCUACCACAUUUGAACACUUGGUGCACAAGUUGGACAGUGAGGAGACAGUCCCUCCCAUGAGAUGUGGACUAACAGACGAGGAAAUCGCACGCCAGCUCCAGUUUCUGGAGGGCAGGGAUGCCACCCUGAUGCAGAGCGGCUAUGAAGGGUGGUGGACCCACGAGCAGAUCGUGGAGGUGGCCGUGGUGGUAGACCACAAUCGCUAUCUUCAUAAGGGAAGCAAUGUCUCAGAGGUGUACACAGAAGUGUGCCUCGUUAUGAAUUACCUAAAUGGCUUUUACAUACCCCUGAAAGCGGAAGUCGUUUUAAUCAGCAUCGAGCUGCAUAGUUUUGCCUACAGUAUAGCACACGAGCUUGGUCAUAACCUAGGAAUGAAACACGAUAAUCCAUUGUGUACAUGUGGAGAAAAACAUUGCAUCAUGUAUCCUUGGAAAGUGACAGCAACUAAGUUCAGCAAUUGUAGUUAUGCUAGUUUUCGGGACUUUAUUGCUACAACAACCUGUCUGAGGUCUCCUCCCCAGCCAGACAGAGUCUUCAGGCACAAGCGCUGUGGGAACAGUGUGGUGGACUACGGAGAAGAGUGUGACUGUGGCUCAGUGAUGUCCUGUGAAGAAGAUCCCUGCUGUCAGGCAGACUGCACCCUGACCCCCGGCACUGAGUGUGCUUCUGGACUCUGCUGCCACGAAUGCAAACUCUUGCCAUCGGGCGUGUUGUGCAGAGAACCAGAAAACGAAUGUGACCUUCCCGAGUGGUGCAACGGGACAUCCUCGCUCUGUCCCGAGGACGUGUACGUGCAGGGCGGGGUCCCUUGCUCAGACAGUGGCCACUGCUAUGAAAAGAGAUGCAACAACCGUGAGGUGCAGUGCAGGAACAUUUUUGGCAAAGAGGCCAAGAGUGCAAAUCACAGAUGCUAUCGUGAGAUGAACACCCAAGGGGACCGCUUUGGGCACUGUGGUUUCCAAGGUGAUACCUAUGUAAAAUGCGAUAUGGCGGAUGUCCUGUGUGGGAGGGUUCAGUGUGACGAUGUGACUGAAAUCCCUCUUCUGAGCAAUCACACUACUGUGCACUGGACUCGAUUCAAUGAGGUUAAUUGCUGGGGUACAGACUACCAUUUGGGGAUAAGCUCUCCUGAUAUCGGGGAGGUGAAAGAUGGAACGGAGUGUGGUGUGGACCGUCUCUGCAUCCAGAGGAAGUGUGUCCCUCCGACAGGCUUAAGAAAAACAUGUUCACAGGAGACGUGUAACAAGAAGGGCAUCUGUAACAACAGAGACCAUUGCCACUGCCAACCUCACUGGGGCCCUCCUUUCUGCUUAAAAGCAGGAGAUGGGGGUAGUGUGGUCAGCGGCCCUAGUCUUCGAACAAAUUGGGAUAGAAAACCAUUCCUGCUAAUGGUAUGGUUGUUUCCUUUAUUUCUGGUAUCAUUGUUUUUACUAAUUUUAUUGUAUAGAACUCAUCAAAAAUCUAAGAAAAGGGAAAA
Messenger RNA from Condylura cristata (star-nosed mole), 1541 nucleotides. RefSeq names its product disintegrin and metalloproteinase domain-containing protein 20-like. The annotation marks the transcript as partial. Gene Ontology annotation, cellular component: sperm head plasma membrane; external side of plasma membrane; plasma membrane. Gene Ontology annotation, biological process: proteolysis; male gonad development. The record is from RefSeq and is a predicted model, not a curated record. Lineage: Eukaryota; Metazoa; Chordata; Mammalia; Eulipotyphla; Talpidae. The transcript has 2 exons. Gene Ontology annotation, molecular function: metalloendopeptidase activity.